UGUCGAAUGUCAACAUUUCAAAUAAACACAAUGGUGUUAUGAUGUGGAACUUUAAGUUUGUAUUUGUUUGAUGAGAUUAUCGUUCUUUUAAUAUUCCCCUGAAGAUAUUGAUGAUUUUCUAAAUAUGGAUUCGAUGUAUAAUCGUGUCAAAAGCGUUGUUGGUGCUAUAGUAAGUGGAAACGAAGCUGGAACUAGCAAUGACUAUUUUCUAUCGAGGCAACAAAAAUUGGAACCUAAAUUUCCAUACAACAGGCCACAUUUUCUGCAAUUAGACGAUGAGGAAAUUCAUAUAUCGGCAGAUCAUCGUCUUAGACCAAUAAUUCAUCCCAGCAAACCACUUUCACAUUAUGCUGGUUAUGCUGAAUGUAUUAAUGCUGGGAAAUCCCGGUGGAAUGAAGAUCAGGCUGUUUUCAGACGAGGUGUUCUGACCAAACCGGAUGUUCAAUUUUCAAUACCAUAUUCUUACUAUGGAAUUUUUGAUGGUCAUGCAGGUGUUGGGGCUGCUUUAUGUGCAGCCAAUCAAUUACACCAUAUCAUACAUGAGAAAUUGGUUGACGCUCAAGACGAUAUUUGGGCUGACUUCAAUUGUAAUAAAUCGUCAACUUGUAAACAAACUGAUCUUUUGGUGAUUGGUGCAUUAGAAGCUGCUUUCAAAGAAAUGGAUCAACUGAUUGCUGAAGACAGAAUGAAGUACCUAGCAGCAGGUGGAUGUACUGCUUGUGUAGCCUUAUUCAUCUUAGGGAAAUUGUAUGUAGCCAAUGCUGGUGAUUCCAGAGCCAUUUUGUGCAAUAAUAAUAGUUAUCAGCCACUGUCUUUAGAUUUCACUCCAGAAAGUGAAAGGGAUAGAAUCAGAUUGCUUGUUAAGGAACAACCUAGUUUAUUAGGAAAUGAGUUCACCUCGAGAGAAUUCAUUCAGCCUUUACAAACAACAGAUCUUGGUAAAACAGUCAUGUAUCGUGAUGCUCAUAUGAAAGGUUGGGCUUAUAAAACUGUUGAACAAGAUGACUUGAAGUGUCCAGUCAUAAUUGGUCAUGGUAAAAGAAGCCGAUUGAUGGGCACAAUUGGUGUUACCAGAGGAUUCGGAGAUCAUGAUUUAAAUGCUAUUCAUACCAAAGUUCAAAUAAAGCCUUUAUUGUCCCACCAGCCAGAGGUGCAAGUGUACAAAAUCACCAGUACUGACGAAAAAGAAGUAGUGGUUAUGGGUACCGAUGGUUUGUGGGAUGUAGUAUGUUGUUCAAAAGCUGCCGAAAUAGUUAAGAAGUCCAUAGAAAACUUUAGCGAGAAAGAACGUUACGUUUGUGCUGCCACUUGCUUGGUUGGCUUUGCCAGAGGUUCACUAAUAAACGACCAUAACUGGCAGUUGAAGAAUGGAAAGCAAGCAUCCUGUGAUGAUAUUUCUGUUCUUGUUAUUCCAACAUUCCCUUAUAAAUUAGAGUAUCUUGAAUUAUGUGAGAAAUAUAACAAGAAAAUUAGUGAUACAUGAAAUGCGCAUUCUUUAAUGUAAAUUUAACAUUUUUCUAUUUCUAUCAAUAAUAUUUUGUAGUUUGUAACAAUUUCCACUGAAAUUAGAAUAACCGCUAUUUUAAUGAAUGUAUGUAUUAUUAUUUAUAAAAACAUAUUUGCUCAUAUCAAAACAAUUGAGCAUCAUAAAUUGUAUCAUAAGCAAACGAGUUUUUAAAAAGAUAUUUAUAAUUGUCAAAUUAAAACAAAAUGAAUUUUA
This is a messenger RNA of Harmonia axyridis, 1720 nucleotides long. RefSeq names its product protein phosphatase 1H. NCBI's taxonomy places the organism in Eukaryota, Metazoa, Arthropoda, Insecta, Coleoptera, Coccinellidae. Gene Ontology annotation, biological process: protein dephosphorylation. Bases 125 to 1483 code for a protein of 452 amino acids. Gene Ontology annotation, molecular function: cation binding; protein serine/threonine phosphatase activity. The transcript is spliced from 5 exons. The record is from RefSeq and is a predicted model, not a curated record.